ACACACACACACACACACACACACACUCACACACACACACACACACACACACACACACACACACACACACACACCAUGUUGUCCCGAUGCGGAGUGUGAGAGUGUUUAAAGCGCGCGGAGGAGCCCGGAGCCCUGGAGGAACACACACUUUGAGCCGGAGCCGGUGUGUGAGCAGUCGAGGCCAUGCUGAGCAAUCUCUCUCUCAGUCUGAUCUGUGUGUUGGGUCUCCUGAACACACACACACACGGAGCCCAGCAUGACACGGGGCUCGUCAAAUCAGGUCCAGUGGUGCAUCCUCACUUGACCGGAUGUCGUUCCAGUGAGUUCGUGACGUUCCGGUGUUGGUGGAGUUCCGGAACUUUCUCUAACCUCACUGAACCUGGAGCGCUCGCCCUCUUCUUCCAGAUGAACACUAUACCCCCCAGUGAGUGGCAGGAGUGUCCUGAAUACACACCCUCUGUACACAAUGAGUGUUAUUUCAGCAGAGAAUUCACACGGGUCUGGACGACGUACUGCGUACAACUACGCUCGACUACACACACACACAACAUCACGUACGACGAGCAGUGUUUCACCGUGGAGAACAUCGUGUACCCUGACCCCCCCGUUGGUCUGAACUGGACGCUGCUGAACGUCAGUCGUUCAGGGUUGAACUUUGACAUCAUGGUCCGUUGGGUUCCGCCCCCUUCGGCAGACGUGCACACGGGCUGGAUGAGUCUGAAAUACGAAGUUCAUUAUCGUGUACGAAACUCCUCCCACUGGGACAAGUUGGAUCUGGAGAGCGGUACUCAGCAGUCUAUCUACGGUCUGCACACGGGGAAACAUUACGAGGUUCGAGUUCGCUGUACGAUGUCUGCCUUCAAAAACUUCGGUGAUUUCAGUGACAGCGUCUUUGUUCACGUCCCAUCGAUCUUGAGCCAAGAAUCGAUGUUCCCCAUGAGGCUGCUGUUGAUCGUCGGAGUCGUGGUGCUGCUGAUCUUCCUCGUCCUCGUCCUCCUCUCACAGCAGCAGAGGUUAAUGGUGAUUUUGCUGCCUCCUGUUCCAGUGCCUAAAAUUAAAGGGAUCGAUCCGGAGCUUUUAAAGAAAGGGAAACUGGAGGAACUGAACGCUCUGCUCAGCAGCCAGCACAUGUACAAACCCGACUCGUACCCUGACGACUCGUGGGUCGAGUUUAUCCAGAUCGAUUUGGACGAAGCGGCAGAGAAAAAUGAGAACUCGGACAAGCAGCGUCUGCUCGAUCCCUCCCAUCACGGUACCACUCUGUGCCUAGGCUCCUCCCACAAAGGUGAUGACGAUUCCGGUCUGGAGAUGGAACCUGACAGGGAAGAGCGCCACCCUCUGGUCAGCAGGAGCAGCUCCACACCGACUCCGGAAUCGCAGAGUGAGGUUCAAACGCAGUUGGAAAGAAAUGACGGGAAUAAAUGGAUGAACAUGGAUUUUUAUGCGCAGGUGAGUGACGUCACACCUGCAGGGGGCGUCGUCCUUGCGCCUGAGGAACAGAAAAACACGCUGAUCAAGAAAAAGGGCGAAGGAAAGGAAGAGGACAACAAGAAGAACCUGGACAUCCAGCUCGUGGUGAUUGGCUCGGACGGAGGAUAUUCAUCUGAAAACGUCGCCCGCCAACUUGUUCCCGACUCGCCGUCCAAUCAGGACUCAGAUCAGCCGUAUCACGUUCUUAAUCCCGACGCUGAAGAAGAAAGGCAGGCGUCUUCCUAUAUCUCUGAGCCUCCUCCGCCCUCCGUGCUGCCUCCUCUUCCAGACUACACCGUCGUACAGGAAGUGGACGAGCAGCACAGCAUUCUUCUCGAUCCUAAUUCCGCACCUCAGCCGCCAUCUUGCACUCAAAAUCCCACCAAAUGCCCCCCAAACAUGCCUGUCGGGUAUCUCACACCAGAGCUGCUGGAGAACUUCAGCCCGUGAGCGGGUCGCUGAUACGCGCUCGUCCUCCGACUGCUCGGAUCCAAAGUCUCUACAUCACGGCUGGCGGAGUCGGAACCUCGGCCGUACCUGUGAUGGAGUGUGUGGUGAUCUGUAUGGCCAUGCUGCGGGGAAAAUAACCAA
Molecule: messenger RNA, 2061 nt
Organism: Ictalurus punctatus (channel catfish)
Lineage: Eukaryota; Metazoa; Chordata; Actinopteri; Siluriformes; Ictaluridae
Gene: ghra
Product: growth hormone receptor a
Exons: 9
Coding region: 184-1920 (578 amino acids)
Molecular function (GO): protein binding
Source: RefSeq, a predicted model, not a curated record